Messenger RNA from Chlamydomonas reinhardtii, 6840 nucleotides. RefSeq lists its product as uncharacterized. The record is from RefSeq and is a predicted model, not a curated record. Lineage: Eukaryota; Viridiplantae; Chlorophyta; Chlorophyceae; Chlamydomonadales; Chlamydomonadaceae. Gene Ontology annotation, molecular function: metal ion binding. The transcript has 9 exons. Bases 781 to 3924 code for a protein of 1047 amino acids.
GACGUUCCGGACGCCGGCGCGCAAUUUGACUGGUGGAUUACAGGGGGCCAUGUGGAACACCGAGCACUGCGGCUACCAACACCAGCACCAAGCUGCGAAUACGGGGGGAAGCUCUUUCUGCGCCAGUAAUUUCUCCCUGCAAUGUAAGCGCUGAGGCGUCAGAUCAAUGAAACUUCGCCUGGAGCUGUGCCCCUCACUCGCCCCCUGCUUUCAGCAGUGCCUGCGUCCGCCGCGCUGCGCCGCAGUCCGGCGAUUGGGACACCUUGCGUAGCCGAAUGUCGUUACAUGCGUACUUUACAGUUCUACACAUGCACACGUCAUUUCUUUCACGUAACUUUGACGACUUGCCGCGUGUCGUAUACAUUCUCUGGUCGGCUCUGUUUUCUCAAUUCACCAAGUAGUGACGGACGCAAGCAUCAGGUGAUAGCGCGACUCGUACUGCACAGCUGCGUGCGAGUGGGCUCAUCUCUGUCAGGAGUUCCCAGACGUCACAUCGCCCGAGUGCUACCAUACUGCGGUUCUGCUAAUAGAUGAAUACGUAACAUAGACGCGCAGAGGCGUUUAGAGCUUCUAUAACAGUACUUUCGAUUAACGCGUUUAUCAAAGUCUUGAUAUUUCACUAUGCCUUGCCCACGAGUAUGAUUAGUAUUUGCCUAUGGCAUCACAUGUUUUGAAUGAUAACACGAGAUACUCAGGCAGCCAGCCUCGCGAGCUGUAAGGAGGAGGAGGCGCCUGUAAAGCCUGUCGAGAGCCCUGACAAAGGCAUAGCGCUCCUCAGCCAUGGCGCACUGCCUCAAGCACAAGGGCAACUACUCGGAUGAGUUCUGGAUGCACAGCUUCAAGGUGAUUCCGUGUACCAAGACCUACGCCCACUCCUGGUCCAGUUGCCCCUGCGCCCACCCCGGCGAGACCGCUCGCCGGCGCGACCCAAACCUCUUCAACUACCAGCCGGUGCUGUGCCCCAACGUCAAAUCGAAGUCGGGUUGCGUAGCUGGCGAUGCUUGCGGCUACGCUCACAACGUAUUUGAGCAAUGGCUGCAUCCGCAACGCUACAAGGCGCUCAUGUGCACAUACGGCUCGCAGUGCACCCGCCCCUCCUGCUUCUUCGCGCACAGCCUGGAGGAGCUGCGUGUACCCUGGAAGCCCCCGGGCGCACAGGGCGGCGGCGCACAGGGGCAGCAGCCGGGCGACGGGGGGCUGGGCGGCCACAGCCAGCAGCAGCAGCAGCAGCAGCAGCCGCACUUGGGCAGCGGGCCCAUGGGACUUGCAUCGCCGCAGCCGCACCAACUGCAGCGUGGCGGCGGCGGCGGCGGUGGUGGAAUGGGCGGCGCCGGACCGGACAUGGUUGAGGUGAUGGGGCCGGGCGGCGCGGCGGCGGCCGCGGCGGCGGCGGCGGCGGCCGCGGCGGCGGCGGGCGACGUUGGGCCGCCGCGAAUGAUGAUGAUGCCUGGUACGGCUGGGGCGCAGGCGCAGCAGCUGCAGCAGCUGCAGCAGCAGCUGCAGUUGCAGCUGCAGUUGCAGCACGGGACUGGCGGUGGCGGCGGCGGCAGCGGCAGCGGCAGCGGGCAUGCGAUGGUGGACGUGCGGAUGGCGACAGGGGAACCAGGCACCGGCUCCACCCAGCAAGCGCAGCAGCAGCAGGCACUGCAGCAACAGCAACACCAUUUUCAACAACAACAGCAGCAGCAGCAGCAGCAACAGCAGAUCAUGCAGCAGCAACAGCAGCAGCAACAACAGCAGCGGCGGGGUGGUGGUGGUGCGGGGCCGGGGCUGCAGCAGAUGCAAGGCACCAUAUCCUCACGGUCCAUGCAGCGCCUGCCCAGCGGCGGCUUUGGCAUUCUGAACCACGGGCCCGUUCAGGGGCCCGACGGCGGCGGCGGAGGCGACUCAGCCACGCUGAUGCAGCUCGACAGCGCAUCCCUGUCACUGCCGCUGCUGGGACAGCACGGCAGUCAGCACGGCCUCUCCGGGCAGCUGCCGCGCACCUCCGCCGCCGGCGGUGGCCUGUACGGCUCGACCCAUCUUGGUGGCGGCGGCGACGACGCGACGGCGGCGGCCAUGGCGGCGGCGGCGGGCGGCGGCGGCGGCGGCGGCGGCGGCGGGCUGCCGGUGCUUGGGUCCGAGGCCAGCUCUGCCACCUCGCUCUUCACGCCCACGGGUGCGCAGCUGUCGGCUGGUCUCAACUCACAGCAGCAGUUCCUGGCGUCAAUGGGCAUCUUUGUGGGCCCGGGUGACGGAGGCGCCGGCGGCGGCGGCGGCGGGAUGCGUCAGCUUCCGUUUGGCGCGCCGCCGCAGCUGCAGCAGCAUCUGGCGCAGCUGCAGCAGCUGCAGCAGGCGCACGCGCAGGCGCAGCUGCAGGCCGCUCAGCACCAGCACCAGCACCUGCAGGGGGCAGCAGGCGGCGGCGGUGGUGGUGGUGGUGGGCAGCAGCAACAGCAGCGCCUGGCUCCGCCCCUUUCGCCUUCUGGCAUGCGGCGUGAUGGGACUGCCAGCGGAGUCCCCAACUUCCACUCCCAACAGCUCCAGCACCCGCAGCACCAGAGCCACCAGCAUUACGCCUUUGCGCAGAGCGCCGGUGGCGGCCCCGCCGGCGCUGGCGGCCCGAGUGUUUCGGGCUCGGGCACGGCCGCCACGGCCGCCACUGACUAUUCCAUGCAUGGCAUGGGCUCCUCUAGCCUCCUAGAGUUGACUGAGGAUGGGGAGCAGUCGGGUGCGCUGAGCAACUGGACGCUCACGGGGCCGCGCGACUCCCUUGCAUCGAUGUCCCAGCACGGCAUGGCCGGCCCCGGCGGCGCCUUCGUCGGCGUCGCGGGCUCCGGCCCCUUGCCCAGCCCGCACCCGCAGCACCAUACGCAGGGCCCUGCGAGCCAGUCCUCGAGCGGCAAGCUGCCGAUGCUCUCGGGACAGAGCGCGCCGCAGCAGCCGGGCGGCGGCGGCGCUGGCGGCGGCGGCGGCGGCGCCGCCGCCGCUGGCGGCUUGGUCCGGCUGCACAGCGGCAGUGUUGCUUCCGGCGACCUGGCGAGCGCGAUGGCGGAGCAGCAGCUGCGGCAGCUGCAGGUGUCGGUGUCGCAGGGCCGCGGCUCCGCCAGCAGCAUCGGCGCCGGCAGCGGUGGGCAGGACGCGGCGGCGGCGGCGGCUUCGGCGGCGGCGGCGGCUGAGCUGAUGGCGGGCGGCCUGAGCGACGGCGCCGGGUCGCAGGUGGGCAGCCUGCAGGGGGGCGCAGACGGCGGGCGGCAGAGCCUCCGCCGCCCUGGCUUCUCGCCUACGCCCGGCAGCGGCAACAGCGGCAACAGCGGCAGCCGUCUGCUUCUCCGCACCAGCAGCAACAGCCACAGCGCCAUCAACAAUAAUAAUAGCAACAAUAUUAGCAGCAGCAGUGGCACCAGCCUUGCAGUGGACCCCGAGAUUGAGACGCUGCUCCUCAACUCGCUGCAGCUGCAGCUGAGCCACGCGGGCGUGUCGGGCCACGCCGCGCUGGCGGCCUUCUCCGCGCGCGACUGGCUGCGCGCCGCGCUCCAGGGGCACGGCGCCGCCGCCACCCGCAGCCUGCUGCUCGACCUGCUGGCGGCCUACAUGCCCCCCGAGCAGCUGGGUGUGGUCCGGCGCCUGGUGGAGUGUCUCGACGAGGCGGGCGCGCUGCUCAGCUGCUUCGCACCCGGCGGCGUCAUGGCCGGCGGCGGCAGCGGCGGCGCAGCUGGCGGCGGCGGCGCGGGCGGCGGCGGCGCGGGCGUGGGAGCCGGAGCCGGGGCGCUGGGUGCUGCGGGUGCAAUGGACGCGCCGAGGCCCGGCAUAGGCGCGGGCGCGGGUGCAGGCGGCGGUGUGGGUGUGGGUGUGGGUGCGGGCGGCGCCGCGCCCGGGCUGGCAGGCCAGCAGCAGCAGCUGCUGCCGUCGGGCGCGGCCGGAACCUUGGGUACCGGCAUGUGAUGAGGCGGGUCCGCAACUGGGCGCGCGCUUGUGCCAGGCAUAGGCUUUGCCGGGCGUAGAUGCUGUGGGCGUGCGUGCGGGUGUUGCGUCGAGCAUGUGACUAAAGGACGGGGUACGGGGUAUGGCAGGGGGGGCGGGGAGGGGGGAUUCAUACCCCAUAGCAAUACUACAGCAUCUGCCGGCUGGGUCGGGGGCGGUUGCAUCCUAUUGCGGUGCUUCGCGCGACAGGGCGUUAAGGGGAAUACGGCCAUUUUGUUAUCGUGCAUCUGUGGCGAGUAAAGCACAUGUUCUUUCCUCUCCACAGUUCGUAUGCGAGCGGUCCUUGUGAUGAGGGGCGCCGUAUGUUCUGCUGGUUUGCCAAUGCCAUGAUGAAGUUCGCUAAUGCUCAACAUUUGCGUUGCGUCUGCGCCGUCGCGGGGGUCACGAUUAGCGAUGGCUCGUUCACACGCGCACGCACGCAGGCCGCUGCUGCCGCCACAUUCAAUGGCAGGCAGGGGCGCGGCGGGUGUGCCACACGUGGCAUGCACGGCACCGCUGCCUGCCUUUGUCGCCGCAGCGUGCCCGCACUGAAUGCACAAAGCGAGGGGGUCUGAACAAUCACACUUUGCGGCUCAUCGUCAGAAUCAUUAUCAUGCUGCAUAGAAUAGAAGUCCUUCUGCAUCUAAUUCGUUGGGCGCUGCUGCGGCCUUGUGGGGUCUCAAUGAAGGGCCGGCCACAAAGAGAGCCGAAACCCACUCGGUCACGGCCAAAUGGCCCGGCCCAAGAGCCAAAUGCUGGAAACGGUUGCUAGCGAUUAUGGAGGGCUUUCUGACAAUGCUGCAGUGGGCUUGCCAGGCAUGGCGCAAUGCGUUGGCUUCACGGAUUCCAACUACCGGCAAGGAAAGUGGGUGUUUAUAUUAUUGCUGAUGCCACGUGGCUGUCCUGCCUCCACGCUUGCAAGCCCUCGGGAUGCGUGCUGGCCGUGUGGUUGUCGCGCUGGGCUGGGCCGCAGACACGAACCUUGCAUGCACUUUGGUGCGGUACGCAUCGAGCAUGGAGUCGAUUGUCUGCCUGUGCAAUUGCGGGAUUGAUCGCAUGUCAUGAACUGGCAUGAUAUUUGGUCCCGGCAUGAGAGCUGAUGCAGUGCUGGAAAACGAUUGCGAACAGCUCACGCGAUGAUAACUUUAUGAGGCGAUGUGACGCACGUGGUGGCAGUGCGGCUGCAGACAUCAAGUAGCUGUGUGUACGGCUGCUGCCCAUGGCCGCCUUGGAUGCGAUUUGCUGUGCGUGUGCGCUUGGUUUCACAAGGUCACAUGGUAUUUAGAAACGCGAACAUGCGGCAUUUGCUGAAGAUCUAAUCUAGGAGUGCUGCAAGCGAGGGAUUUUACUCGUGUCUCCACUUGAGGGUGGAGGGGAGGGGGGAGACGGCGGCGCGACAUGAGAAGGCAGAAGGGAGGUGAGAGAGGCCGGAAGGCGCAUUGCUCAAGGAUGCAGUUUGAAUUCCGCCAUUCGCUGUAGGUGAGAAACGCUGUGUGGUGGCAAGGCUAGGAGCAAGGACGCAGCGAACUGCCAACAGGGUGCAAAACAUUGUCACAGACCCGAAUUCAAAACUUCGCAUGAGGCAAGCACAUAAUAGGAAGGACGGAGUUUGACCGGAACAUGUAUGGACCGUGUGUGGAUGGGGGCUUGCUUUGGUAACCAAAGCGCAUGCGAAGUGCCGAAGGUCGAAACGCACGCAUUCUGGAACUGGGGGGUCCCAUCACCCGUUGCAAGUUGUACGCUGCUGCAUGGAGGUUGGGUGCGUGAAUGCGCUGCCGUGUUUCCUGGGACAUGCGCGUGGGCGACAGGUCGUGCAGCCAGCUUUGCUUAGGGGGGCUUUGUCGCGAGUGCUUCAUGUUGACUUACCGUACGGUACGGUAUGCUAUCAUAGUUGUUGUUCCUUUCAUUAUUUAUGACGAGCUGCCACACACGUUAAAGGGGCACGCCGGUAUGGCUGAUAUAGGUGUGGCAUUACGAAAGCACCAGCCUACAGGUUUUCCCUCGGUCGUCCAUGCUGGACGAGCAUGUGUCUGGCGGCAAAGCCAAUGGGAAGUGACCGUGUGGGAGGCAGUGGAAAAAGAAUCCUGGAUUGCGACAGCAGACGCAUAUGAUCUCAACCCUAAAGUACGGGGAUUGGGUCCAAUGCCCACCUUCUGUCCCGAACGGGCGCAGUUGUGGCCGCACGAUGGGAGCGCUGCGGGUAGCCCGGUGGGAGGAUGCCUUGUGCGUCUCCGCCAUGGGUGUUCAGUCUUUGAGCUUUAGGCAUUUUUUUACGGGGGUGUAGCAUGCUAGUGCGUUAUGCUAGCGAGGAGGUUUUGUGGGGCAUCGCCAUGGUGGAAUGCCCUUGCCGAAAUGCUGGCCGUAGCCUAGUUUUUGCGCGUUGCCACAUAUAUGCUGGCUGGCGGUGCCGCAUGCGCCGAGGCCAUGUUAAGGACUCCAACCACCAGGAGUUACGGCUGCGCGCCUGCUUGUUUAGGACAUGUUUUUGCGCGCAUUCACAGAACUCAGGUUACAUGGGCAGGGGGUCGAUGGCGCUGAACUUGUAUGCACGUGUGUGCCUAGACACAUCAGGAGGGAACUUGUGUGUGUGUGUGUGUGUGUGUGCGUGCAUUCUCCGGUACUGAUGAUCGCAUUUUAGGAUUUCGUUAGUUAUACAUAUGGCAUCACAUGAGACGGCUGGUGUGCGCGAUGCUUCUGAGGGAACAGGAAUUGUUUACGUGCGUGCGCGCGGUCGAGUUGGUCGUGGAUGAAACACAGCAGGGCGCACGCCACGGUGCGCUAAAUAAUAGUGCGGUAGAGUACUGCACGUGAUAGGCUUGCCUCCUCCUGGCUUCUGGCCCGAGCAAGGCACCGUAACUCAAGAACGGCAGCCGCCCCCAUUUUCUUUUGGAUUCUGUC